AUGGUGGAAGAUCUUGCUGCUAAUCUGUCCCCCCUCCCCUCUCCCACAGAGGCCUGCUACCUGGACAAGUCGGAGAAGUCGGAGGAGAAGUCGGCGGAGGAGUCGGAGAGGCCGCGGGGGCGCGGAGCCGGAGGAAGCCCCGCGUGCUCUUCUCCUCAGGCUCAGGUCUUUGAGUUGGAGAGAAGGUUCAAGCAGCAGAGGUACCUGUCGGCCCCGGAGAGGGAACACCUGGCCAGCAGCCUGAAGCUCACCUCCACCCAGGUGAAGAUCUGGUUCCAGAACAGGAGGUACAAGUGUAAGAGGCAGAGGCAGGACAAGUCCCUGGAGAUGGGGCCCCACCAUCCCCCCCCACCCCCCCCAGGAGGGUGGCAGUGCCAGUGUUGGUGCGGGAUGGGAAGCCUUGUUAUUGGGGGGCAGCCAGGCCUACAACAACGCCUACAAUGUAAGUGGUGGCCCCUACACCUACAACAGCUACCCGGCCUACAGCUACAGCAACAGCCCCCCCUACAGCACCAACUACAGCUGCAGCUACUCCGGCAUCCCCCCCAUCCAGCACAACCCAGGGACCACCCCCUUUACCAGCAUGGGCAACCUCAACCAGCUGGGCAAUGCCACACAAGGCCAGAGCCACACGGGGCCCCAUCAGUGCCCACCUGCCAGGGGACUUUACAAGGGAUCCGAGCCUGGUAG
Messenger RNA from Staurois parvus, 690 nucleotides. The record is from the annotation of a GenBank genome assembly. NCBI's taxonomy places the organism in Eukaryota, Metazoa, Chordata, Amphibia, Anura, Ranidae.